Exophiala aquamarina CBS 119918 is the source of this 3918-nucleotide messenger RNA. RefSeq lists its product as uncharacterized. Lineage: Eukaryota; Fungi; Ascomycota; Eurotiomycetes; Chaetothyriales; Herpotrichiellaceae. The record is from RefSeq and is a predicted model, not a curated record. The coding region runs from base 1 to 3918 and encodes 1305 amino acids. The transcript has a single exon.
AUGAACGUCUUCAAGAAGAAGCCGAAGGCGAAGGAUGACUCUUUCAUGAUUCCUCCAGCCCAGCCCAUAACCGCUCCGCCUCCAUCCAAAAUAUCCCGCAGUUUAAAGCGCAAGCAGAAGCAGGCCGAACAACCCAAGCUUGAGGUUGAUCUAACCACCGCCCUUCCCGAGACCAAUGACUUCCGAACGAGCUUGUUGAUGCCAGGCCUCUCCGCUCGCUUCAGCAUGCUUCGAGAGCAAGAUGAUCCUAACACCAAACUCGGCAAAGCAAGUGAUGAUAGUGUCUUAUUCCCAAAACGAGCCUCCCGACUGAAUUUGUUCUCCCACAACCCUCUUACAGAAAUAUCCGAGACUGAGUCUAUUCACCUUCCCUAUCGCCCGCCCUUCUCCGAGCCAGAACGUUCGCAGUCCUUCUCCGAAAGUGGCACUUAUGCGAACGAUGAUACCAACCUCCUGAACAGGUCAAGACCAACAGAGGGCAACAAUCUCUUCGGAGGUCGACAGAAGAUGUAUCGCGUGCCAAACGCCACCUCGUCCAAUAGAGAGCUAGGCAAUGAACCCGUCACGCUCGCUGUCGGCAAGCACGUAUAUCAAAAGGACGUUGUAUCCUCGACCUACCAGCAGUACCGUGCGAAAGCCAGAGAAGAGUCUCGCGAACGCCCUCUUAGUUCCGAAACCGAAGAACAUGAGAACAGUAGCCUGGUCAACACUCCUUCGACUGGCUUCAGCAAGAGCCGUGGAACGGCUUCCUCCACUGCAUCGGGCCCAUCCAAUCGGCGCACUUCAACUGCUGCUACAUCCGUCACUUCGGACUCGCCGGCUCAGAGGCAGAGUAACACGAAUGGAGGCUUUCAUGCGCGCGGCCACGCCUCUGAUUAUAGUAGCGAAGAAAGCCUGUUGAAUCGCAACUUUUCAUCAGAUUCCCGGAAAGGGUUCCCCUUUAACGACCACGCCAACCAGCCACCACUCCCAAGCUCUCCCAUUGCAAACCGAAUGCUACCUCAAUCCGGUAGCGCUACAAACUUGGCUGAAAAGUUUGGCCGGGAGAAUGGCACUUUCUCAUCGAGCACACCCCGGCCACUGAGUCCACCACCAGCCGUCCAAAACCAAGCCCUUGCGUCGCUCGAUUUCGGACUAAAACAGCAAACCCACCACCCACGCAAAUAUCAAACGCCCGCCUUCACACAUGAAGAACAGGAAAUUGAUGUUUAUGAUCAAAGCCUCCGGCCGAACGACCGUGGGAAGGCUACAGCGAUGGGACUCUUUAAUCGACCUCGGCAACAAUUUGAUGAACACCAAUUUCAGCAGAGACAACUUCAAAUGCACGCUGGGCCCAUGUCACCUUCGUAUGCUGAGCAUCCCGUCCACGGAGCUGUGGCUCAACAGUACGACACUCCUCCUGCUCGCCCUAGAAGUCCUGCGUCUCCGAGCGUCAAAAGCUCUUCCAACGGCCCACAGUCCAGCAAUGUCUCUACUGCAGCCCGGUCACGGGCUCAGUCUGCCGCAUCUGCACAUGUCGUUCAGGUUACCUCGCAUGUAGAGGCUUUCAUCCAACGGCAAAACGAUGAGUAUUCAGCUCUGCAAGCUAGCAAAGCCGUACUCAGUAGUCCCCAAGCCCAAAAUGCACUGCCUGUGCAAAGCUUGACCGACCAGCCGGCCUCUCGAGGAACGUUCUUUGACACUUUUGAUGGUAGUGACGAGGACGACGCAGAUAUGGAUAGCCCCAUGUUGGGUCGAUAUGAGCCACCUCCACGUUUAGCACCUAUGGAAGUCCAUCCAGCGCUGCGCGACAACUCUCAAGCCUUCAUUUUCGGGGAUCAAAUGCCUGCUCCUCUUAAGGCUGCUAGGCCAGACUCGACUGCUUCGGUUGAUACGUCGUCCCCAUCUGUCAUCCAUGAUACGCCGGACACAUCGGAUUCACUUCAUCAGUCUUCGCCUAUCAAAGACACCGACUCACCCACCCUAGGUCCAACCACCGGUCUUGGUUUGAGUGGAUUGAUUCGAACUCAUCUGAGGAAUGACAGCGAUCGCUCCUCAUUCAUGCCCCCACCUUCGCCUGUCAUCUCGCGGCAUCGGGAACCUGGUCCUGAUGCCUUCCGACAACGGGAGACUUCCAUCGCUUCGACCACUCGCACAAUUAACCCACCCGAGAGCACACACAGCGAUCCCUGGGAAUUUGACAACGCUCAUCGCACCCAAAGAGGCACAGGAGACUACACCCCAACCGACAAUGUCCCUACAAUGUCCCAGAAGGCACAGCAAAUUCUUGGUCAGGCCGUCUCUCAUCGAAACCAAGCUACAAGCAAAGCCCAACAAAUACUUGGGAAUGAUGCUCCUGCUAUGAACGAUCAUCACAACAACCCCCGGCCAUGGCACCCUGAUGUCGCGCAGGGCCAUCAACGCGGAGAGAGUACAGAAACUCAGAAGGAAUUUGGCAAUGAGCUUGCAGAACGGGCGAGAAGAAUUCAGGAAGGCUUCAAGGGCGCAGACGUGGAAAAGCGAUCUAGAAGCCCAGGACCUCAGAGAAGUGAUCGCCAGAACCCAGCAGCACACGCCCUUCACGCUUUGCGGCAGAAAUCAAGCAAGACAUCAUUGGUACCGCGUGGAAACGAGCCUCAACCUAAGGCUAUGAAGAUGCUUGGUAUUGGCAAUAAUACUCCCCGAAUGGAUAUGCCUGGGAGAUCUCCGAAUAUGGGCGCAAGGGAUGAACAUCAUGUUGACCAAGCUUAUGAUGACCGCGGAAGCCAUUACACCCCAAGACAACGCCCCGCUGAGUUUGAGUCUUCGAAUGGGCGACGGACCCCUGCUUACGGACGACCGCCUCCACCAAUGCAGAUGAACGGCUCGCAAGAAGAGUUUGAACGCUCCCGACAACGGGCCGCAACUCCUACCUCUGGACGACCCCCACCGAGGCACAGAGCCGAGUCCGAGGUCGGUGAACGUUCUCGAAGUAGGAUGGGUCGUGAUAGGGAUGAACCUCCUUAUCAUCAAGCCGACUAUGGGAGACACGGUCCCCAGCAGCGCCCACCUCCCCACUGGGACCAGAGACGGCCACGAGGACCGCCGCCAGUCCACCCACAUGGUCCCCCAAUGGAAUACCGCGACUAUGAGAGAUCCUCUUCAGCCAUGUCCAAUCGCCGCCCAAGCAAUCCAACCAAUGCUCGACCUCCUCCAUCGGGUUACUUCGAUAGCCGAUCAGCAACGCCAACCAUGGGAAGUACACCCACUUUGAGAAGUGGCCCAAUGCCUACUGGAGGCCCCAGGCCAUCUCCUCGACCCCCUUUCCCACAUUCACCGAUGACACCGAUGAGCCCCUUCCAGCCAGGCUUGUCUCCCGGAUUCUCUGCACCUCCCAGAGAACCCCCAUCUGUAGCCAUCUCUGCCCUGCCAUCGCCUGUAUCGCAGAUGCAUCCUCCUUCAACAGGUCGUUCCACCCCUGUGCUUGAAAAUCGGCCCACAACUGUCUCUGCUCGCAAAAAGUCUGUCACCAAGGGUAUGAUUUCUGAGCCAACUUUCAUUUCCAGUACGUCGUCGGUCCCUCUUGUUGGGCUCCCCAUCAGCCCACGACCUGGGCAGAUUGCAACUCCACCAGUUCCAGCAAUGAAUCCCAGUCGCCGUCGAGGAAAUACUAUGUCAGAGAAGCCAGAUGCCUUUCCAAGCCCGCGGCUACCAGGAUCACCUAUGAUGCCGGAGUCAGGAAGAGAGCCGCCCUACAUCGACCAGCAACGAGCUCCAUCCCGUCCACGCAAUAGGUUGAGAAAGAUUAGUAGUGAGGGAGGAGGUAUGGCUGCCAGGGCCCGAACUCAAGCCAUUAUGGCUGAGUUCGGCCGUGAGAAACUUCGAAGUCCCGCUGUACAAGUCUUUCCUAACCGAAGUGCAACCUCUUUGGGUCUACACCAGGACGGCGGGAUGUUCUAG